Echinostoma caproni is the source of this 2337-nucleotide messenger RNA. Lineage: Eukaryota; Metazoa; Platyhelminthes; Trematoda; Plagiorchiida; Echinostomatidae. The record is from the annotation of a GenBank genome assembly.
AUGCAGUCCGAUACCGAGUUCGCGCUAUUCGAUUCCGAUUCCUAUUCCGAAUACUACAAUUGGCGUCGCGGCAUGGAGUUGCGCACUAUCGAAUCCCUGAAUCUACAUUCACAUCCGUCUGAGAUUGAAGAAUGGAGCAAAAGUGAUGGAGUCAUGGAGGCUUUGGAACAGACCGAUGAAAUCGAUGACAGCGAAUCGGUGUGUUCGACCGAGGUACUGCUCACAUUUUUGAGUCGUGUGUUUGGUACGCACAGUAGCAGAAUGGGUGUGCGUGGUCUAAGCGCGUACAUUUCACAGGAUCCGAACAGUUUUGUCAAGUAUGAGUUACAUAAUACCUAUCUGGUAUUCGAUGCGGAGAACUACGUCUAUCAUUGUUAUCGGAAUUCCGGUCUGGCUCGACAAUUUGGUGGCGAGUACAUGGAUUUUGCUGUUUACGUGCGAAUGUUCCUGAAACAGUUGCGUCGAUGUCGAAUCACACCCAUAUUUAUAUUUGACGGAUGUCAUGGGAAACAAGGUCUGAAGUUGAACACAUUGCUGAAGCGAAGUCGUGAGCGCAUCGUCGAUUUGCGGAACUCUAUUCAACGCUCUCAGCAAAUUUCAGACGCAGAUGAUCUCGCUUUAAUCACGGAAAUCGCACCUAAACUGAUGAUUGCAGUGUUUUUGGAUGUGCUUCGUGAGACCGGUGCCCUGUACACUUCAUGCGAACGUGAAGCCGAUGUACAUGUGGCUGAAUUAGCCUGCUUUUUGCAUUGUCCUGUAGUCAGCAAUGAUUCAGACUUCUAUAUUUUUCGACCAAACUGUUCAUCUUCUGACCCAUCUUCGUCUGGUGCAUCUUCUUAUCCGUAUCAAUUGAUUUCUUUGGUUUCACUCGGUCAACCUCAUCGACUAAGUGGUCCUGGUUGUGGUCGCUGUUCUUCGUCGUCGGGUUGCUACGCCCUUCCCUGUUCCAUGUUCCGUCCCACAGACUGUCCACUUGGGAAAAUUUAUCCGCCACUCUUACCUGUUUUAGCCACAUUGAUUGGGAACGACUUCAUCUCAGCCGUCCAAGUCCCGCCUGUCGUGAGUCAGCUUAUUUCGGAUCCGAAGCGCUCCACCCGAUUUCCCACUUACGCUAGAAAACGAAUCGAUGCCUUGGUUGAGUGGUUAGCUAGGUUUGGACAAGACACUAUCGGUCCGAUACGAGCUAUUCUUGAUUUGUAUUCCCCCAUUGAGCGUGAAUCCAUCGCGCGUCAUAUGCGCGAGACCACCCUAGACUAUGUAGUUCAGCCGUGGGAAACUGGUCGUGAACUGGCGAGUCGGCUUCGUCUGUCCCAAAGUUCGACUGACCACUGCUCGUCACCAGUUAUAAACUGCAGUGGCAGUCCCGCACCAUCACCAGUAUCAGUCCAGACAUUUCAUUCCACUCCUCAGACGUUGAAUAAGAGGUCUGAGAUUGCACUCAAUUCAGCGCGUUCCGCCUGCGACCUAUUGAAUUCCAAACUGCCGCAGCUAGUCGAUCUGAUUGAAAAUGUGUUACCCAAACCGGGGAGAAAGAUUUUGUCAGCUAUACAUCGUGUUGAGGAUGAAAAAAUAUCACACGGUUGGCCAGAUGCAUUGAUCGAGAUGCUGCAAAAGUGUGAUCUGCCUGCUUCUGUUAUGAACACAUUGUACGUGCGUACUGGUAGUGUCCAAAAUAUUAUGUUUGAGGACAUGCUAGGACAAUCUGAGUCAAUCUAUCACGUGCUCAAUCCACUACGCCUGUUGUUUUAUAAUUUGCUUUUCGGGUUAGAACUUCAUUGUCAUACCACCCAAAAACUGUGCAGUGUUCAAAAUAAAUUGGUUGUUGAAUAUCGACGACAUGGUGAUGAAAUGCUACCACGCUCAUUUUCGCUGUCAGUUCUCACUGUUCCCCAUUGUGAUGAUGUUCAUUCCAUUCGCAGUCAGUCGAUUGGUUUCCUGUUGACAGAGUUAGUUGUGCAUCAGAUUAAUGAAUUGCAGUUGCUCAUGUUGGAGAUGAAACAUCUGGUCAAUCUUGUCGAAGGUCUCAUGAGAAACAAUCAUACCGCUGCUGGCCUCGGCCGAGGCGAUGCAUCAUCAUCCUCAUCAUCAGUGUCUAUGCCCCCGAUUGGCUGGUCCAACUGGAUCCAUUUUCCCAGUUGUCGAUUAAUCUACUGGUUUGUUUCUUGUCUGCAAGAAAUGCGCCCGCACUCCCGAUUCCAUAAUGCUGUGGAUGUUUGGUUACCUCGUGUUAAUCAAGCAUUCCGGUCUUCGGGGACCGCCGUUGAUUUGAACGAGUUAAAACGAGCAAUAUGUUCGAUUUUCCAAUCGGUUAGUUCACCAGCUCGACUUACGCGCUGA